Molecule: messenger RNA, 1803 nt
Organism: Phytomonas sp. Hart1
Lineage: Eukaryota; Euglenozoa; Kinetoplastea; Trypanosomatida; Trypanosomatidae
Source: the annotation of a GenBank genome assembly
AUGUCAUUGAAUUCUCAUGACCCCGAUAUAGAGUAUCAAGAUGAAAAGUGCGUUUUUCAGAUUGAAUCUGACACAAUUGACAAUUUUCUCCGCCCAUAUUUUGCUAACGAAGACCGUGUUUCUAAAGUGAAGUGCUGUCGGGCUUACUACACGGUUAUUCUCCUUUAUAGUGGAACUUUAAUUCUUUUCUCGCCAUUGGUACCAGUGUUGCAUGGGAAAGUUUUAUCAGAUAAAGCAGACCCUGUUGUCGAUGUUGCAGCUGGGGAUUAUCACAUUGUGUUUUGCACGAAGUCGGGUUCGGUGUAUUCUUGCGGAUAUAGUAAUCGUUAUGGACAGCUUGGAGACGGCUCGGUUUGGGAUACCCUUCCAAAUUUACAAGACUCUUCUGAACUCGACAAAAGUUGUCGAAGUUGCAGCAUGCCACCCUUGUUAUCAUCCCCGCGCUAUGUCCUUGGGUUCUAUAAUCCUAUCUCCCCAGCGAAGGCGUUAGCUGAGAUCCACAGCAAAGAAGGAUUGGAGCUCAUGAAAGGGUCUGAAAACGAUAAGUGCAGCGCUUCCUCGGGCGUCGACCCCAUCUUAUUCACAACCGACCCGUCAGCGGUGUGUAUUUGUGAAGUGUCGUGCGGCGCUGAGCACACCCUUUUGCUAUCUGCGGCAUUAAACGGGGUUUAUAGUUGUGGUCGCGGUCAUUGUGGGCAGCUUGGUCAUAGGCAGUGCGCGAUUCCCCUACAACCCGUGUUUCGGCUCAUUCCUUUGAGCUUUGGUCUACCAAUAAGGCAGAUCCUUGGAGCCGGACACCACAGUUUUUUUCUAACUCGCACAGGUCGUUUAUUCGGCUUUGGGGAAAAUCAAGCCGGCCAGCUCGGCAUUGGGUUAACGUCGAAUGUGUUUACCCCAACACCGGUGAAAUUUUUAUCCUUGUCGAAUAGUGAAGAAUUAGUUUCUGAAGGCGGGAAGAUAAAUGCUACCGAAGAGGGCGUUCCAUUUAUGAAUAAAUCACCUUCAAAGGGUAAGACUCCUCUAUUGUUGGAUUCCCGAGCCUAUACUACAUUACAUGCACCAUAUGCCUCUGUGGAAAGCAUAUACUACCCGCUUCGCACAAAGCGCCUAGAGGUGGAGCUCGAACCUGAUAACCCUUUUAUCGAGGCGAUAUGGGGCUGCUCAACCAUCACCAUUGUCCUGACAAAACAACUUGAUUGGCUAUCGUGCGGGCUUCCCAUCUCGCGCUCCUGGGCCCAUCAAGAUAGAGGUAAGGGUGCAAACUCCAGGAGUGAUCCUCACGGAUUGUACGCGCCCCGUCAUGACGGGUAUGGGGCUCUGGGAAGGCCGAUAUUGCGUGUGGAAGACGCAUGGCUUUUUGGUCGCAUGUCCUGGAGCGUGGCGAUAAGGUGGGCUAUGCACACACUUAUCGGUAUGAACGCAGAAAACGCGACAACCCCUGCGUCGGAGCCCGUUGUAGCCUCUGUGAAAAGGGAAGGCUUGCUGAUAAGCUAUCCAGGGAGCGACAUAAACAUAGAAUGCUUAAGCUAUCCUCAUCUAAGUCUCGUAAGGCUUAGACAGAGGCAAGUAGACCUUAACCGACCAGACGCAGAAUCCAAACACACCCUGAAAAAAAUGGACUCUUUAAUUUUUAUAGAAAGCAGUGUUUGCGAUGCAACAUUUGAGCGUAUUAUACCAAUGAAUUUUAAGCAAAAUGAAAGUACUAUUUUUAAUUCGACGAUGUCUAUUAACCAUUCUAAUUAUGUAGCACAACCGCUUUUAAUGACUACACACUCGUUUUUAAAAAAAAAGAAGAAAGUGUAA